AAACAAAGCCAAAGCAAAGCUUAUUUAUUCAACAAUCAACUCAUCCAAUUUUCCUAUCUUAUUUCUCCUUUUUCCCUUUCUUGUUCAAUCAUUCUUCACAAAAAAAGGCAAAUAUGGCAAAGAGUUCAUUCAAGCAAGAACAUGAUCUUGAGAAGAGGCGUGCUGAAGCUUCUAGGAUUAGGGAAAAGUACCCCGAUAGGAUUCCGGUCAUCGUUGAAAAGGCUGAAAAGAGUGAUAUUCCCAACAUUGACAAGAAAAAGUAUCUUGUCCCAGCCGACUUAACUGUAGGGCAGUUUGUCUAUGUCAUUCGCAAAAGGAUUAAAUUGAGUGCAGAAAAGGCAAUUUUCAUAUUUGUUGAUAAUGUCCUUCCACCAACAGGGGCAAUCAUGUCUUCAAUCUAUGAUGAAAAGAAGGAUGAAGAUGGUUUCCUCUAUGUUACCUACAGUGGUGAAAACACAUUUGGCGACCUCAACUUAGUGUAGCUUUCAUGGCAGCGACUUCCGGUCAUUUUCUUAAAAGUUCUCUUCAUCGUCCAUCGACGCUGCUGUGUCCUGCUAAUAUUCAGUUGUUGCCUCCAUCUUGUAUAGGUUUUAAUAAUAUUACAAAUUUGUAUAUAACCUAUAACUGUGUAUAGUUCAAGAAAACCAAAUGCCAGGAUCUCCUGGCAACUGAUCUUAAUAACCAGUUGGAUUCAAUCUCAUUAACAAUGGUAUAUUGGUAUUACUGUUCUGGAUCAGUAUCUGUGAUUUGAUGAGAUAAGUAUACAACAUCAUUCACUCCAUUGGGUGUUUUUGACAUUGCGAAGGUAGAGAGGCUUUUCCACUACUGUAAUGACGGUCUUGGCUCGAGUCGAGGGUCUAUCGGAAACUGUCUCUUUACCUUCGCAAGUUCUAAAUACACAAUAUUUUCUAUAGACCCUACUUAUGAAAUUAUACUGGGUUUGUUGUUGGUUGUUUUUGACAUUGUGAAAGAAUUUGCUCUAAAUAGGAAAGGAUUAUAUUU
Nicotiana tabacum (common tobacco) is the source of this 1002-nucleotide messenger RNA. The record is from RefSeq and is a predicted model, not a curated record. Lineage: Eukaryota; Viridiplantae; Streptophyta; Magnoliopsida; Solanales; Solanaceae.